CAAGCCCUUCAACACUGAAGUGUCAGUGCAUUGUUGCAGUGCAAAUGUAACAAGUCUCUGCACAUCUCUACUGACACAGUAGUUAGCCUUCCUCUGCCACUCACCAGUGAUGACUCCAUCGUAACUGUCUCCUUUAAAGGGAAUGGAUACAUAUCAGCUCAAGAACUGAAAUAAAGUUUUCUUCCAGGACUGCCAUCAUGGGGAAUAUAAUAAAAGGCCAAGUAGCUGAGAAUCACACUGCAACCAAUCACUUUGAUGCCUCCUUUAAAGAUGAUGAGAAUUUGGUAGUAAUUUCGGACUACCCAUGCCGAGACAUAAGUGAGCCGAUGUUUAGGAUGGGAGAGAAACUGAAGGUUCUGGCUCAGGAGGCCUGCUGGUGGAAAGUCCGCUCUUUGCAAACUGGAACUGAGAACUACAUCCCAAAUAAUCAUGUGGCAAAGGUCUAUCAUGGAUGGCUAUUUGAAGGAGUGGGGAGGCAAAAAGCAGAGGAACUGCUACAUUUACCUGGCAACACAGUCGGCUCUUUCCUCAUCAGAGAAAGUCCAAGCCAACGAGGUGUGUAUUCUCUGUCUGUGAGACACAGAGUCAUUAAGCAUUAUAAGAUCCUGCGUCUGGACAACAGCUGGUACUACAUCUCUCCUCGUCUCACUUUCCAGUGCCUAGAGGACAUGGUCAACCACUACUCGGACUCUUCAGAUGGCAUCUGCUGCAUUCUCUCAGCCCCAUGUCUGGCUCUUAGCAGUACUGCCCCCAGUUCAGUCUCACAAGCACCCCCUGUGGUGAUGCGCCACAACUUCAACUGGAGAAAAGUGAACAAGUCUCAGCUGCUGAACAGUGAUAAUCAGAGCAGUGUGGACAGCAGGCACAGCAUGGUGAGCUAUGGAGUGAGAAGCAGCAUCGCUGCCUAUCUGUCCAUCGCUGAGGAAGAAGAGAGAAAAAGGCGACGCAACAAGAAGGGCUGGACAGUCUAUGGGAUGCCAGACAACAGUGAUAUGGAGAGAGAAAACAUCAAUUAGGACAUGGGCAGAUAUUUUUAUUAUACUUACCAGUGCAUGGAAAUACGGCUAAAGGAACUGGUGGAUUUUUAUUCAGACAAUGUGAGCAAUAAACCUUCUGUGACUCUGAGCCUUUCAGAUGAUCAUAGAUCUUUUAUAUUGAGACAAAGAUGAUUACUGAAUGUCGUGGACUUUUUUUUUCAGUGGCACUUUAUUUGAGAUGGGAGGCAUAGUUUACGAAUACAAAUUUUGUCCAAAAUUCCUGCUUUGAAUGAAUGCACAAACCUUUUCAAGAAGAAAUUUUUUUCUGUUUACCUAGUGAUUAAGGUUUUAGUGCUGAAUUGCAGUAGAUGAACAUACUGAGUCUCUAUCCAGAAAAACACCAGCACAAACAGCAUGCUAAGCACUUCUUAGCUUGUCUUGGCUUAUUGCCUGAUGUUGUAAACCUAAUAGGGUGUUGAUUAAACACAUUUGUUUGUGUCGAGUUACACCUGACAAAAUGAAUUCUGAUUACUUCAGUUUUAUUCUAUUCUAAUAUUUCUAAUAAAAAGUCCUGUUUAAAGGAGCUGCUGGAGAUUGUAUAUAAUUUUUGUAUAUAAAGUUAAAUAGUUUUACAAAAUGUUUUUCUUUAAGUUUGUCUACACUCUAAAGGUUAUUUUUUUUCUUAGUUUCUUAAAGAGUUCUUAGUUUCUUAAAGGCUUUCUACAUGGAUCUAUAGUACUGUGCAAAAGUUUUAGGCACAUGAAAAGAUUUUUUUGUGUGUGUCCACCUUAAGGAAAUCGACCGGUACGUUGUUUUUGGAGAACUUGCCACCGGUCUUCUGCAGUCUUUGGCUCUCACUUGUUUCCGUCUCUGCAGGUCUCAGACACCUCCAUGAUGUUUUUAUUCUCUUUUUUUUAAUUCUACAUGAAAAUGUUUGGAAAAUUAAAUUUACUUAUUUGUACUGACUCAC
Molecule: messenger RNA, 1947 nt
Organism: Pangasianodon hypophthalmus (striped catfish)
Lineage: Eukaryota; Metazoa; Chordata; Actinopteri; Siluriformes; Pangasiidae
Gene: sla1a
Product: Src like adaptor 1a
Exons: 8
Coding region: 198-1016 (272 amino acids)
Molecular function (GO): protein binding
Source: RefSeq, a predicted model, not a curated record